GCUACAUUGAAUAAUCAAGCCGCUCCAUUUUUGAAUUUAUUUCAAGGUCAUGUUUAUGAAGUUAUGAGGCCACAGAUAAAUCACAAAUCAAAUGCCUUGGAUAUCAAGAAUGAACUUUUUGACUUACUUAAACAACGAAAGACCCUAACAGACACUCUUUCAACAUUAGAACGCCAGAUAUACCUUUUUGAGGGAAGUUAUCUUGAUGAUACUGCACCCUACGGAAAUAUUAUUAAAGGUUGGGAUCGAUAUUUGAUGUCUAACACAUCAAACUCAACGGUCACCGGUAAUUCGGGGUUUUCACUCUCCAGAAAUGUUGGCGACAAACGUGCUAGAAAAUUUAGAGACUCCGAUCGCCUUUUUUCCAGGUCAUCAGUUACAGCAGUUUCAUCCUUAAGUUCUCAGAACGAAAGUGAAACAGGAAUUCCUACCACUGUACCUUCAGCCAAUUCAGUUGUGACUACACACUAUAAUCAGUCAUCGCCUAAUUUCUUGUCUAAUGGAUUUCCGAACAAUCAAUUUUCACAAAUAGGCAAGAACUUCACCUACAGUAAUUCUUCACAGUCAGGGAAGAAGAAGAAAUCAAGACAGCGCUGAAAACUGUUUUUAUUGCAAAGUGUUUAUAAUUUCAUUUUUUCGGUGGGGGUUGGGGUGGGAGGCUUUGUGUAUUGUGUAUAAAUAAAUCUUGAUAU
This is a messenger RNA of Trichobilharzia szidati, 692 nucleotides long. The record is from the annotation of a GenBank genome assembly. Lineage: Eukaryota; Metazoa; Platyhelminthes; Trematoda; Strigeidida; Schistosomatidae.